AUGGGAAAAAAAAAAAAAUAUGUUUAUUUAGAAUUUUCCAUAAAUACAAUAACACUAGGGAAAGUUUACUUUGAAUUAUAUAAUGAUGAAGGAAUAGAAAAAUCAAUUGAAAAUUUUUUAAGCCUAUGCAAAGGAAAUGAAUAUCAUAGUAUUUAUUCAAAUGAAAUGUUAACAUAUAAAAAUUGUAAAAUCGAAAAAAUAAAAAAAAAUAAAUCAAUAAAAUGUGGAUAUUUAAGGAAUAAAGCCCAUUCAGGAAAUAAGAAUAAUAACUUUGAAUGUAUUAGUAACAAUUUAUCAACAAAUGGAAAUAAAUAUGAAAAAAUUGAAUGUAUUUAUGGAAAGACAUAUAAUAAAGAAUAUUCACAAAGAAAGCAUUUAAAUGCAGGUUUGUUAACAGUUGUUGAAGUAGGAAAAAAAAAAUAUUCCUCAAUUUUUAAAAUUACAUUAAAUAAAAUAAAAAAAUAUGAUAAUAAAAAUAUUAUUAUUGGGCGAGUAAUUAAAAAUAUGCACAUUAUACGAGCCAUUGAAUUAUUGCCUGUUAAUAAUAUUUAUCAACCAAAGGUUAACAUUUAUAUAUCAGAUUGUAAUGAAAUUCAUGAGUCUUUUUUUAAAGGUGAAAAAAUAUCAAAUAGGCAAUCAUAUAUUAAUAGUUUAUUUGAUAAUUUUUAUGAAAAAAAUAAAAAUGAAAAUGAAAUAGAUGAUGAAUUUAAUGUAGAAAAUGAGGUUCCCAUAUAUGACUCACUAAAUAUUAAAGACAGAGAUAUUAAAAAUAAAGUUACAGAAAAACAAAAAGGUAUUGAAUUGCUAAACAAAAUACUUGAUACUAUUGAAUUUGUUUCAAAAAAUAAAGAAAAAGAAUUAUCACAAGGAAUUGCUAAAAUAAAUGAACGUGAGGAAGGUAAAGAUGAAAGCCAAAGUCGAAAUAUUUCACAAAAAUACUAUAAAAUAGAUAGUAAUAAAGCAAGUAAGAAAACGUUCGAUGAAAUUGAAGAUAAACAAGAACCAUUGGAAUCAUAUGUAAACUUAUUUGAAAAAAGUAUAAACAAAGAAAUGACAGAAAGGGAAAGGAAAUUGCUAGAAAUACAACUAAAAAUAAACCAAUCAAAAAGCUUAAAUGAAAUGGAAAAUAUAAAAGAAAAAAUGGGGCAUUCUUUUACUGGUCAACGAAAUAAAUAUUUAGAAUAUAUGAAUUAUACAUUUGAAAAAAAUAAAAUUAUAGCAAAUGCUGUUCCAAAAGGAAUCACAAAACCGAUGGAAAAAGAAAAUCUUGAUCCAGAUAAAAAAAAAAUCCCAGAAAAUGAACAAAAUGAGCAAGCCGAAGAAAGAAAUUACGUUUACAAUACAAGUGCUAUAAAGGCGUACAAUUCGAUAAGUAAAAAAAAAAAAAAAAAAAUGGAAGCGUAUGAACUUGAUAAUGAUAUAAAUUUAUACAAAAAAAUAAAAUUUAAUUUCUCAAUAAAUAGAAAAAUAUAUGAUGAAAAAAAAGAAAUAUAUGGUAAAAAUUUUUAUGGAAAUAAUUUGUUAAUUCAUGAUAAUACACCAUGUAGUGAUAAAGAUAAAAAUCGAAUUAUAGAAUUCUGUAAAAAACAAGAAGAAUUAAGAAGUAAGCUUAGUAGAAAAAGAACAAAUGACAAUGAAAUUUUCAAAAAUUAUAUUAAUAGGCGAAAUAAAAUAUAUAAUAAAAAGUUGGACCGUUAUUUUAAUGAGCACACAGCAGAAAUAAGACGAAAUUUGGAGAAACAACAUUGA
Messenger RNA from Plasmodium berghei ANKA, 1749 nucleotides. Its product is annotated as peptidyl-prolyl cis-trans isomerase, putative. Gene Ontology annotation, molecular function: peptidyl-prolyl cis-trans isomerase activity. The record is from RefSeq and is a predicted model, not a curated record. NCBI's taxonomy places the organism in Eukaryota, Apicomplexa, Aconoidasida, Haemosporida, Plasmodiidae. Gene Ontology annotation, cellular component: post-mRNA release spliceosomal complex; Prp19 complex; catalytic step 2 spliceosome. Gene Ontology annotation, biological process: protein peptidyl-prolyl isomerization. The coding region runs from base 1 to 1749 and encodes 582 amino acids. The transcript has a single exon.